AUGGAGGAGGAGGCUCACCAGAUCAUCCACACUGGGGACAAACCCUAUGAGUGUCCCAAGUGUCAGAAGAGGUUUCAGACCAGCUCCAAUCUCCUCAAGCACCAGCAGAUUCACACAGAGGAGAGGCCCUUCCGCUGCCCUGACUGCAGGAAGGGCUUCAAGCAAAACUCCCACCUCAUCAGGCACCAGCGCAUCCACACUGGGGAGAGGCCCUACGAGUGUGGGGAAUGUGGGAUGAGCUUCAGACAGAGCUCCAGCCUGAUCCGCCACCAGAGGAUCCACACCAGGGAACGGCCCUAUGAGUGUGAGCAGUGUGGGAAGAGCUUCAACCAGCGCUCCAACCUUAUCUGCCACCAGAACAUCCAUGCUGAGGAAAGGCCAUACAAGUGUGGGGAAUGUGGGAAGGGCUUCAACCGGAGGUCCCAGCUGAUCAUCCACCAAAUGAUCCACACAGGGGAGAGGCCCUAUGAGUGUCCUGAGUGUGGGAAGAGGUUUCAGACCAGCUCCACUCUCCUACGCCACCAGCGGAUUCACACAGAGGAGAGGCCCUUCCGCUGCCCCGACUGCAGGAAGGGCUUCAAGUACAACUCCCACCUCAUCACCCACCGGCGCAUCCACACUGGGGAGAGGCCCUACGAGUGUCCCCAGUGUGGGAAGAGCUUCUCAGACAGCUCUCACUUGACGAAGCACCAGAUCAUCCACACUGGGGACAAACCCUAUGAGUGUCCCAAGUGUCAGAAGAGGUUUCAGACCAGCUCCGAUCUCCUCAAGCACCAGCAGAUUCACACAGAGGAGAGGCCCUUCCGCUGCCCUGACUGCAGGAAGGGCUUCAAGCAAAACUCCCACCUCAUCAGGCACCAGUGCAUCCACACUGGGGAGAGGCCCUACGAGUGUGGGGAAUGUGGGAUGAGCUUCAGACAGAGCUCCAGCCUGAUCCGCCACCAGAGGAUCCACACCAGGGAACGGCCCUAUGAGUGUGAGCAGUGUGGGAAGAGCUUCAACCAGCGCUCCAACCUUAUCUGCCACCGGAACAUCCAUGCUGAGGAAAGGCCAUACAAGUGUGGGGAAUGUGGGAAGGGCUUCAACCGGAGGUCCCAGCUGAUCAUCCACCAAAUGAUCCACACAGGGGAGAGGCCCUAUGAGUGUCCCGAGUGUGGGAAGAGGUUUCAGACCAGCUCCACUCUCCUACGCCACCAGCGGAUUCACAGAGAGGAGAGGCCCUUCCGCUGCCCCGAGUGCAGGAAGGGCUUCAAGUACAACUCCCACCUCAUCACCCACCGGCGCAUCCACACUGGGGAGAGGCCCUACGAGUGUCCUGAGUGUGGGAAGAGCUUCUCAGACAGCUCUCACUUGACGAAACACCAACGGAGGCACCGGUAA
Hirundo rustica (Barn swallow) is the source of this 1380-nucleotide messenger RNA. RefSeq names its product zinc finger protein 252-like. Bases 1 to 1380 code for a protein of 459 amino acids. NCBI's taxonomy places the organism in Eukaryota, Metazoa, Chordata, Aves, Passeriformes, Hirundinidae. Gene Ontology annotation, biological process: regulation of DNA-templated transcription. The record is from RefSeq and is a predicted model, not a curated record. The transcript has 3 exons. Gene Ontology annotation, molecular function: RNA polymerase II cis-regulatory region sequence-specific DNA binding; DNA-binding transcription factor activity, RNA polymerase II-specific.